Molecule: messenger RNA, 447 nt
Organism: Pseudozyma hubeiensis SY62
Lineage: Eukaryota; Fungi; Basidiomycota; Ustilaginomycetes; Ustilaginales; Ustilaginaceae
Product: cutinase G-box binding protein
Exons: 3
Coding region: 1-447 (148 amino acids)
Source: RefSeq, a predicted model, not a curated record
AUGGCGGAAGAACGAAUUCUGGCCAAGGGCGUUCGCUCGUACUUGUACUCCGACGUGUGCAUGAGCAAGCGGGCCAUAAUCCGCAACGCCCUUUUCUGUCGAGUCUGCGGAACUCAGAGCGCCCAACUGCAGCAGACUAGGGUUCAUGACAGACUCGGAGUGUUGCAAGGCACGCUUGACACUCGGACCAGCCGGACUGAACAGCCUUGCUGCAGCUCGACGGCGCCGAAGCGCAUCGUCCACAAUGGACGUGCGUCUUUGACGCCCCUCUUUCCAACUCCGACGGUCAUGCCAUCGACGUUGGAUGUCGAGCCAUUGCUUCAACACGGGUCACCUUCAACCGAAGGGCUUGGUGAAAUACGGAAUGAUGAGAAGCCCAAGCUACAGCGAGCUCCUGAGCCUAUCGUCAGUCUUGAUCUGUGGCAGAAUGUCUUGCGUCUGUCGUAA